This is a messenger RNA of Ochlerotatus camptorhynchus, 570 nucleotides long. RefSeq lists its product as uncharacterized. The transcript is spliced from 3 exons. The coding region runs from base 1 to 570 and encodes 189 amino acids. Gene Ontology annotation, molecular function: nucleic acid binding. The record is from RefSeq and is a predicted model, not a curated record. NCBI's taxonomy places the organism in Eukaryota, Metazoa, Arthropoda, Insecta, Diptera, Culicidae.
AUGGUUGAAGACGGUAAUCUUCGCGUCGGUGGUCGUCUAAGUAACUAUGCGCUUUCCGUCGCUAAUAAGCACCCAAUCGUUCUGUCCGCCAAACAUGCGUUGUCUGCUCUGCUGGCUAGCAGUUACCAUCUCACUCUAGUCCAGCAGAGCACAGCCGAUCUGCCGGUAUCGCGAGUUUCCCCGACGCGUCCGUUUUCCUUGUACGGUGUUGACUAUUGUGGGCCCUUUUACGUGAAGUCAGCAGUUAGAAAUCGUGGACCUACCAAAGUCUACGUGGCCAUCUUCGUCUGCUUCUCAACCAAGGCUGUCCACAUAGAAUUAAGUCUGAAGGCUGAAGCCGCCGAACGACAACAAAUCUUCGACUGGUGUGCCGAGAACGAAAUUACUUGGAAGUUCAUUCCGCCUAGAGCACCACACUUUGAAGGCCUCUGGGAGGCCGCAGUCAAAUCGGCGAAAAAUCACCUUCUCAAGGUCGUCGGUAACGUUAACUUUGCCUACGAGGAUCUGCUUACGUUGUUAGCGCAAGUCGAUAUGUGCCUCAAUGCUCGGCCUCUAACGCCGAUCCCAUAG